Messenger RNA from Ixodes scapularis (black-legged tick), 2367 nucleotides. Its product is annotated as unextended protein. Gene Ontology annotation, biological process: transport; magnesium ion homeostasis. The record is from RefSeq and is a predicted model, not a curated record. The transcript is spliced from 3 exons. Gene Ontology annotation, cellular component: plasma membrane. Gene Ontology annotation, molecular function: transmembrane transporter activity. Bases 1 to 2367 code for a protein of 788 amino acids. NCBI's taxonomy places the organism in Eukaryota, Metazoa, Arthropoda, Arachnida, Ixodida, Ixodidae.
AUGGUGCCGUUUGGCGCUGUGCUGUUGGUGCUGGGGGUGGUAGCUGCAGCUGCGGUGGCUCCCACCGUCGAUGGAGUGCUGGUCAUGGGGCAGGACGGUCGCUGGAGCAGCAGCGAGCUCGUGUCCGUCGGCCAGCAGACCGCGCUGUUGCUGUUGGGUUCGCGUCUGCCUGAGGGUCCCGGUGAGGUUGGUGUCACGUCCAGAGAGGCGCCCCGAGGCGGCAGCUGCGAGCAGCACCACGUUCUGCCGCUGCCCGGUCUCGACAGCAAUGGCUCCGCCAGCGUGGUUCUGCCCUGGCGGGGUCGCUGGUACAUCUGCUUGCGUCAAGGCAACAGCUGGAUUCACCAGGGUUCCGCGGUCAACCUAAACGCCGCAGGAGACCCGGAGGCUGCUGUGGUGUCUGGACUGCGUUCUGCCACUUUUAGCGUGUCCGAAGACGGUGUCCUGCUGGUGCCCACGAACGAGGAACUUACGCUGGUGCUACUGGGUACAAAUUUCUACGAACACACCAAUGUGUCCUUGACUAAAGAGCAUGCGACGCGGGGAACCAGGUGCCAGCAGCCGUCGUUGGCCGUCUCGGAUCUGGAGCCUCUGCACGGGGGCCUGGCGGCCAAGGCAAGGACAAGGUUUACGUCUGCCGGACGUUAUCGGCUGUGCGUGUCCCGCGCGAGACACUGGAUCCACCAGGGCAGCGACGCGCUGGUCACACUUGAGGCCCAGGACAAACUGAUCCCGGUUUGGGUGCACGUUGUGCUCAUUUGCGUGCUUCUCGUCUGGUCUGGACUCUUCAGUGGUCUCACGUUGGGUCUCAUGGCUCUUGACAAGACCGAGCUCAAGGUGAUCGAAUCCUGCGGUACCCCCGAGGAGCGCGAAUACGCCCGCAAGAUCUUGCCGCUGCGGCACCGGGGCAAUUACUUGCUCUGCUCAUUGGUCCUUGGAAACGUGUGUGUUAACAGUAGCUUCACCAUUCUGCUUGACGCCAUGCUGAGCUCGGGCCCUGUCGCCAUUGUACUGUCCACACUAGGCAUCGUCCUCUUAGGAGAGAUAAUCCCUCAGGCCAUCUGUUCGCGCUACGGGCUCGCCAUAGGUGCUCGCACAAUCUUAAUCACCAAGCUAUUUAUGGUGCUGACGUUUCCACUAUCCUGGCCCAUCUCCAAAGUGUUGGAUCUAUGCCUGGGCGAAGAAAUCGGAAGUGUGUUCGACCGGGAAAAACUGACCGAAUAUCUGCGUAUCACCAAGGACUAUGCAGAUUUAGAGAACGAGGAGCUCAACAUCAUCUUUGGGGCCUUAGAGCUGACUAAAAAGACGGCCGCGGAUGUCAUGACGCGUAUCGAAGACGUCUACAUGGUGCCUUAUAGUGCAGUUUUGGACUUUGAAACAAUGAGUGAGAUUGUUAAGCGCGGCUAUACUAGAAUUCCUGUAUUCGAAGGUAGCAAGCAGAACAUUGUAUCGCUGCUCAACACCAAGGAUCUGGCUUUUGUUGAUCCGGAUGACGCAAUUCCUCUCAAGACACUAUGUCGCUUCUACAACCACCCCCUGAGCUUCGUCUUCGAGGAUGAGACCCUAGAUUCUCUGCUCCGUGAGUUCAAGAAAGGCCAUUCGCAUAUGGCAUUUGUACGCCACGUGGUCCAGUGCGAAGAUCGCGACCCCGUUUACAACAUCACGGGCCUAGUGACUCUGGAGGAUGUCAUCGAAGAAAUAAUCCAGUCAGAGAUCAUCGACGAAACAGAUGUGCUAAUGGACAAUCGUCGCAAGCAGCGACGCAAGGAUGCUCAGUUGCUACAAGACUUCAGCGAUUUCCUCAAGAUCGGUGGGGGUCAGCAGGGGAAGAACGUAGUGUCGGCGCAGUUGGCUUUUGCGACAUUCCAAUUCCUGAGCACAGCAGUGCGGCCCUUCACUGCCGAAUUUGUAACACCCAUUGUGCUGCGGCGACUUAUGGCACAGAACAUAUUCUUUACUAUCAAACCAUCAGCGGGCAAAAGCCUUUUCGAUGCCGGGAAGCAGUGCGAUUACUUUGCUGUAGUGCUUGAAGGUCGCGUGCGCGUUACGGUAGGAAAAGAGAAUCUCGUUUUUGAGGCCGGGCCUUUCUCCUACUACGGAUUACCUGCGCUGACAGCAGACAGGGGUAGUUUUGUCCCAGAUUACACGAUCACGCCACUCUCAUAUGUGGUUUAUAUGAAGGUAGGCCAUGGUGUCUAUGUGGCUGCUCUGCGAGCUUCGCGCAUGUGCAAGACGGACGACCCUGCCGACGUCAUGCUUCAAGAGUCCAUAUGCCAGUUUGAGGAGCCGCCAAAACAAACGCCGUCUCCAACGGCUGAUGGUACCGACCACAGAAACGUUUCUUGGUCUGAGCCGGCAACUGCCUGA